AAUCAUUCUUCGCAAGAACAACAGAGGACAUUAACUAUACCAGAGCCCACAUCAGUGUCACCGUCCCCUCCUCUCUCAGGAGCACGGGGCUGAGCAGGGCCGCAGAGAUCGAGCUGAGCUGUCACGGAAAAGCGGGGAAAUCAGUCAAGCAACAGCUCUGUCCUCCCAGAUCUGCCUUUUGUCACCUCGGUGCCGUCCGCCCCGCUGAGGGGAACCCACGGGCAGACUGAGGCCUGCCCCUUCCCCAUCCUUCCUCCCCCGGGCCUGCCCCGCCCCGGCCCGGAGGCGGGACGGGGGCUGGCAGAGCGGGAGCAGCUGGCUGGGCUCUGUGGGCUGCUGUGCUCUGGGCAGGGAGCAGGUGGAGAGGCACUGUCCCUUCCCUGCUCGCCUCUGUGGGCUGCUGUGCUCUGGGCAGGGAGCAGGUGGAGAGGCACUGUCCCUUCCCUGCUCGCCUCUGUGGGCUGCUGUGCUCUGGGCAGGGAGCAGGUGGAGAGGCACUGUCCCUUCCCUGCUCGCCUCUGUGGGCUGCUGUGCCCUGGGCAGCCGAUGCCUUCGGCGCAGGCUGCCCGCUCAUGGCUCUGAUCUCCUUCGCCGCCCCCUCAGCACCCGGUCCGGGACACUCAGCCCCUCCGUGGCGAGCAGGGAUGCUCGCUUUCCUCCUGGCAGGCUGUGCGGUCUCCUCGCAGUGUUUUCCAGUCUGUCCUUGCCUCUCUGGGUCACUGAGCCCUCCGUACUGAAAAUCCCUCCUGCUUCACCGGGAUCCUUCAGGUCUGCUGACUCUUUGCCUUCCUGGCCUUUGCCCACCCUGUUCCUUGACCACAUCCUGUUGAAGACCUUGCUCUUGACUAAUCCUGCCCCCUCGGAGGCUUCGAGAAGAGCAGGCAGCGUCAGGCGGAGGCACGGGCAGAGUCUGUCCUUGUUCCGUAGGAUCCCGGGAUCGCUCUGGGAGCCAUGGGCCGGCGGCUCAUCCAUGGUGUCUCCGCAGCCGCACUCUUCCUCGCCAGUGUGGCUCUCCUCUCCAUGCGGCACCGUGCGGCUCGGGAAGCUGCCCAGUACCCGGGGGUCGGGGAGGGAAUGUUGGAGAAGCCAGAGCAGCGGAGCGAAGGGAGCCCAGCGGGAGCUGGUGGCGGGGGGCAGGAGGACCCCAAGCUCCAUCCUCCGGAGGUACGCAGGAGUGAGGGGAGCCUGACGCUUGGGGACAUUUUCAUAGCUGUGAAGACGACCAAGAGGUUUCACCAGAGCCGGAUGGAGCUGCUCCUGGACACGUGGAUAUCCCAGGCCAGCGAACAGACCUACAUCUUCACUGAUGAAGAAGAUGAUGCCUUGAAAAGGAGAAUGGGUGGCCGUGUGAUCUUCACCAACUGCUCUGCCGAGCACAGCCACCUGGCCCUGUCCUGCAAGAUGGCUGCAGAGUUCGACGCCUUCCUGGCCAGCGGCCUGAGCUGGUUUUGCCACUUGGAUGAUGACAACUACCUGAACCCUCGGGCGCUCCUGAAGCUCUUGUCGUCCUACGCAGAGACGUGGGAUGUUUACCUGGGCAAACCCAGCCUGAACCGACCCAUCAGGGCCUCUGAAACGCUGCCAAACAACCAGACGAAAUCCGUGCGCUUCUGGUUUGCCACGGGAGGGGCUGGGUUCUGCAUCAGCCACAAGCUGGCAAGGAAGAUGGUGCCCUGGGCCAGUGGCAGGAACUUCCUGAGCACUUCGGAGCUCAUCCGCCUGCCGGAUGACUGCACCGUGGGUUACAUCAUCGAGUGCAAAGUCGGUGGGCAGCUGACUCCCAGUGCACUCUUCCACUCCCACCUGGAGAACCUGCAGCUCAUCCCCACCUCUCAGCUCACACAGCAGGUCACCCUCAGCUAUGGUGUGUUUGAGAACAAACUCAAUGUCAUGGAGCUCAGUGGCCCCUUCUCACCUCAGGAGGAUCCCUCAAGGUUUCGAUCACUCCACUGCCACCUCUAUCCUGACACCUCCUGGUGCCUGCAGGCUGUUGGCUGGUGAUGCCUGAGCCUCAGCUACAGUGGAUCCAGGUGGCACCUGUUCACCUGUAGGGAGUGGGACACUGAAGAAGCUGGGUGCUCCCAAUUUCACCUUCACUGUGGUGGUCUUGGGGCUCUGUGAUGGCUUUCUUGGUCCUCAAAGGGACAAGAGACAAGGUCUGAUCCAAAGAUGGAUAAGAUGGGCUGGACAUGAAUGAGCUUCUCAUGUGUUUUGGGAUAUGUGCAAGGGAUGGGAGCAGUAUGCCUUCUGAGCAGACUGAGGAUCAGAUAUUGACAUCUGGGUAGCUGCUGCUGCUGCUCUGUGCCCUGGCUGCAUCUUGCUGGACUAGAAGGGCCCUGUGUGUGUGUACCUGGUGCCCAGCUCCUCAUGGGUGGCAGCAUAUCAUAGCUCCAGACUCUCUGAGCAGGGCUCUUCCUCCAUAUCUGUGCUUCCCCUACUGCCUACACUUCUCAGCCACAGACCUGCUGAGUCUCUGCAUAGUCAAAGUCUAUGGAAAUGGAAAAUGUGACCAUUUCUGUGCUGAAUGAAUCCUGGAAAAGCUUAGUCCUUGCUCAACAGAAGGGAGAUGGGCAGGAAGUACAAAGAAUCAGGAAUCCCCUGCUCUGCUGGGACAAAAGAGAGGGCAUGGGGUAAGGAGCCAGGAGGAGAUUGAGUGAGAUGGGGAUGGCUCCUGCAUUGAAUGUUGAAGUUUGAUCUUGUAUGGUGCUGCAUUAUUCCUCUCCUCUUACCUUCUUGAUGUGGGGUCAGGAUAAUCUCUUGCUCUAAUUACCAACCUGUCGUCUGAGAUUAGACUCCAGCUCCUAUCUGUGAGAAGAGACAUAAAGGAUUAGAACUGGCUGAAAGAGAGGAGAAAGGAAGAGAUGGAGAAGGACUGCUCAGGAGCGGAUUAGAGGUUACAGCUUUAUAAUCUUUUCUGUCCCCAACCAAAAAAAUUAAGUCAUGAAGGAAUGGAAACAGCAAGGCAAAGAGCUUUUUAUCUCUGUGGGUCUUUCCUCCAGAUGCUAUUAGCAGCUUUCUGGCUUCCUGCUCUCCCUGCUGAGUGCAACAGAGGGAAGGAGUGGAUCCAAAUAGGUUACAACCUUUCUGGCAUGUUUGUGAAGGGUCCUUUUCUCAAUACAGUGCCUGGUGUGAAAGCUGGGCAGUGGUCCUUUCUGGGGAAUGAACUUUGGCAUCAUUUUGUCCUUGCACACACAGUUAAGUGGCUGGGGGAGGGUGUUGCUGGGAAAGCUGGAAGGCAAAGAGGCUGUUUCAAAUGGCAAGUGGUGCCACAAACAGGUAUUUUUCUUUAAAGAGCAUUUAAAAACAGACUGCUGGGAUCUGUGAGAGAUCCUGUAAUCUCCAGAUGAAAGGACAAAUGCCCUUUCUCUAAAGAGCUGCUCAGCUUUGUUGCUGCUGAUGUGACUAAGACUGCUGCUGGUGGGCUGGAAGAGCCAAAGGCUACUGUCACUUGUGGCUUUGCUGUUUUGAAAACUGGCCACUCUGUCACCUCCUUCCACCCCCAAGCACCAGCAUCUCCUACACAGUGCACACAAAGUUUAAAGGAAAGGCGUCAGAAAGACCUUCAACCUCUUCAAAGGAGGAUGUAAAAAGGAACAAGCACUUUAAUUUCUGGGAAAAACAGAAGACAGGAGCUUGUAGAGUUGUUUUCCAACAUGGCCAUUCUUACUGGCAUUUAAUCAGCUUGUGUAGCAGCACACAGCCUUGCUUUCUUGUGUUGACUCCAAGGCCUUUGAAGUAGAAGUUCAUCCUGAGCAGGCACAGCUGUGCCAGCCAAGAAUCCACGUGGCACAAAACAGACACAGCUAUUGGAAGAGGGAUGCAGCACUAAGAAGUCCUGCCCCACAGGAGUAGUGGCAGAAUCAGAACACAGCCAGAAGAUGAAAUAAGGUUUUGUGAGAAGGAAUGAGUCUUCAAGAGAAACUUACACUACCUGGAUACGUCAUCUUUCCCCAUUCAUAUUUUCAGCUGAUGUUAAUAGAGACUUUGAGUUAAAAAGCUGGUCCUGUCUGUAGAUGUCCUGGUGACAAUCAGAGCAAAAUGCGAUUCAUGUGAGGAAACUGGUACAGCAGCUUCACUUCCCGGGGGUAAAAGCAAAGCAGAGAAACUGAAAGCUUGCUUUGGAUCCUGGCUUCAGCAGGUCUGAAUUGACCUGGUGCCUUUUGCAUGGCUGAAGAUCAGAUGUUUAAUGGGUUGAAUCCUUGAGUGGCUGCAUGGGGACCCGUUUAAGGCUGGAUUUUGUUGCUGGAGCAGUUAAGUACCACUUCUGUGGAAAAUGUCUUGUCUCAUAAGGAAACAGAACAGAUGAGAAGAUGUCUGGGGCAGGGCAUCUCUUGGGCCACAGAGAAAUGAAUGACAGAAAAGUCCUGCUAUGCCUGUGACGACAAUACGCUGGAAAGAAAAUAGCUUCGACAAAAGAAACCAGGUUUUCUCUAAGAACAGAGAGACAGCUUAAUGGGACAUUCACCACAUGAAAUCUGAUCAACGUUCAAACAUGAGUUAAAAUUAGUUUCAGGAAUGGUUCCUGCCCCUGGGGCUUGCUGUCAGAUGUUGUGGUUUUACAGUCUCAUUUUCCUAGUUUAUUAAAAUGUUUAGCUGCUUGGGAAAAUGAGAAACAAUCUCAUGUGAAACUUUUCAGGGGGCUGUCUUUUUUUAUUCUCUUUCUCUUGAUGUAACAAAGAUUUUGGAAAGGUUCCGCUGGGGCUAUUAAAUUUGUAUUUUUGUUUUGUU
This is a messenger RNA of Oenanthe melanoleuca, 4728 nucleotides long. RefSeq names its product MFNG O-fucosylpeptide 3-beta-N-acetylglucosaminyltransferase (gene MFNG). Gene Ontology annotation, molecular function: O-fucosylpeptide 3-beta-N-acetylglucosaminyltransferase activity. Bases 952 to 2001 code for a protein of 349 amino acids. Gene Ontology annotation, cellular component: membrane. NCBI's taxonomy places the organism in Eukaryota, Metazoa, Chordata, Aves, Passeriformes, Muscicapidae. The transcript has 8 exons. The record is from RefSeq and is a predicted model, not a curated record. Gene Ontology annotation, biological process: regulation of Notch signaling pathway.